Molecule: messenger RNA, 1215 nt
Organism: Tarenaya hassleriana
Lineage: Eukaryota; Viridiplantae; Streptophyta; Magnoliopsida; Brassicales; Cleomaceae
Exons: 3
Coding region: 1-1215 (404 amino acids)
Source: RefSeq, a predicted model, not a curated record
AUGACAAUGAUACUUACGGCGCGUAUCUUCAGCCCAAGUACACUCAAAAAGCUCUCAUGCAUUCGCCGGCCCGAUAUCGACCGCAAUAAAUUUGAAUUUCAGCCGGCAUUCAUCAGUAUGCUCAGCUCGUUAGCAUUUAGGGGUAGACCUAAUGAAGAUCUAAUUCCCCAUCUAACUCGAUUCAAACUGCUAUGUCAGUCUGUGAAGACGGUUCAAGGAGUCACCGAUGAGUCACUUAUGCUAAUGGCCUUUCCAUUCUCUCUAAUGGACGCUCCAUUAGAAUGGUUCUACACACUGCCACCAGGCUCCGUUUUCUCUUGGGAUCAGAUGCAAGAGAAGUUCAUGCAGCGACUCUUCCCUGCUAGCAAAACCCAGCUCGCGAAACAACAGAUCAACUCUUUUAUGCAGGAACCUGAUGAAUCUUUGCGCGAGACUUGGGAUCGUUUUCUUGGAUAUCAGCGCCUCUGCCCUCAUCACGGUUUGGACAAGAGGUACCUUAUCUCCACUUUCUUGCAGGGUCUAAAGGAAGAUACUCGAGUCCUCAUUCGGGUUGCCUGUGGAGGAAGCCUCAAUGAGAAGUCUUUUGACUUCAUCGAACAACAAAUCACUAAGAUGGCUAACGAGUGCGCUCCUUCCCACGAAUUCGUCAGAAAUAUUGGCUUUAAAGACAACCGUACAGGUAAGGAAAGUCCAUCUGAAAUACAUGCUUUAUGUGCAGAGCUUGCCAAACUUAGAAUGCAGGUAGAAAACGUCCAUCAAAUCACUGAUCUGGACGCACCACGAGACGAGUGCAUGCAUGAGGAUGUCAGCUACGUCGCCAACAAUCCGUACUCGAACACAUACAACCCAGGAAAUCAAUCUCAACCCCGAAAUGCCUACCAGCAUCAGAAUCCAGCCCCUCAACACUACCGAGCCCCCCGUCAGCCUCAGCAAAACUUCGGCCUGCCUCCAUCUCAAUCACAGGGUCAAGAAGCCAUUCGCACCGAGAUGCGAGAACAUCAGCAGAAGACCGACGCCCAUCUCAAGCUAGUUGAUAAUCAGAUAGCGCAACUCGCUGCCUCUGUCCCUUCGCGACCUGAGGGAUCACUUUCCGGGAACCCGGAAGCAAACCCCCGAGAGCAUUGUAACGCUGUGUCCUUGCGCAGUGGCAAAGAGCUUGCUAACCCUGUCAUCACAUCUAUGGAAAGGUACUGGUGGCUGCUCAUCUUGAAAUAA